AUCACUUGGCUGAACGGUCCGGGCGGGAUAAAACCAUCCUCUUUAACAUGCCCAUCCCUCCCUGUCUCGCCUCCAUUUAUCCUCUACACCCCCACCAUGACUGCACUCAAGCAAGGCGAGUUCGUCGGCAGCCUCGACUGUGGUACCACCUCCACACGAUUCAUCAUCUUUGACCAAUAUGCGAACGUCGUCGCACAACAUCAGAAGGAGUUCUCUCAACACUACCCCAAUCCUGGAUGGCAUGAACACGAUGCCGCCGAAAUGCAAGCCGUCUGCGAAACUUGCAUCGACGAGGCUGUCAACGACUUGGAAAAAGCGGGGUGGUCGAGGGAGAGCGUCAAGGUCAUCGGUGUCACGAACCAACGUGAAACCACCGUCGCAUGGAGCCGCAAAACCGGAAAACAACUCUGUCAUGCAAUUGUCUGGGACGACGCGCGCACGAAAAACACUGUUGCCCAUUUCCAGCAUGUGCUCGAUGUCAAAGGUAUCGAGAUUGAGCCUGGCGUCUUCAAAAAAGGACAGGAAGGAAUUCAGACCCUGCGAGAGCUAACUGGGCUUCCUUUGUCCACAUAUUUCUCCGCCAUCAAGCUGCACUGGAUGCUGGAACACCAUGAUACUGUUCGCAAGGCACAUGAUGAAGAUGAUCUCCUCUUCGGAACAGUGGAGUCAUGGAUUGUAUAUAAUUUGACCGGUGGUGUGAACGGCGGUCUUCAUAUAACCGAGCCCACAAACGCCUCACGCACUCUCCUCCUCAACAUCCGCACGCUCAAAUGGGAUCCCAGGCUUCUGAAGUUCUUCGGCCUCAAAGAAUCUAUCCUUCCCCGUCUUGCCUCCACAUGCGAGGUUUACGGCGAAAUAGCCUCUGGCGCACUGCAAGGCGUCAAAAUCGGCGGCCUUGUCGGCGACCAGCAAGGCGCGCUUGUUGGCAACAAAUGUCUCACACAGGGUGAAGCGAAGUGCACAUAUGGCACUGGUGCUUUCCUCCUUUUCUGUACCGGUGAUGAAAUCGUGUACAGCGAUCACGGGCUGUUGAGUACCGUGGCCUUCCAGCCAGGCCCCGGCGCAAAACCAGUGUACGCGCUGGAAGGAGCAAUCGCCGUUGCUGGCAGUGCAGUGAAAUGGCUCCGCGACUCCAUGGGGCUGAUCGCAUCUGCCUCUCAGAUCAAUGACCUCGCAGCCUCCGUGCCCUCCACGGGCGGUGUAUACUUCGUCACCGCCUUCUCCGGUCUCCUCGCGCCCUACUGGGACCCAACCGCUACGGGCUUGCUCGUCGGUCUGACAUCUUACACCACGCCCGCUCAUAUCUGCCGCGCGACGCUCGAAGCCAACGCCUUCCAGACCCGUGCGGUCAUCGAUAGCAUGCAGCUGGACUCGAAGAGCGAUCUGAAGCAUCUCAAGGUAGACGGCGGUAUGACAAACGGAGACAUGUGCAUGGAUAUUUUGGCCGAUGUCGGUGGGUUUGAUGUUGUCCGACCCGAAAUGAGAGAAUCUACCGCAUUGGGUUCUGCGCUCCUCGCAGGCUCGGCCAUCGGUCUCUUCGGGUGGGACAUCUCCAAGCCAGAAACACUCGGUGAGGUGAACACAGCAGGUAGCAAGAGGUUCACGCCCCGGAUAGAUCAAAAACAGCGGAACACUAUGUUGACCGGUUGGCAGCGUGCCGUCGAGCGGUCAAAGGCCUGGGAAGAAAGUAUUGACGACGAAGUAUGAAGCGAUUUCUAUGUUGUGUCGCAUAUCAUGGAUCAUGGGUGUGAUCGUACUGGACCUUCAAUUUUUUUUUCUCGUUUUGGAUAUUUAUUGAGGCUGUACUUGUUCGAUACGUCUUUUCACGGAGGGUUCUGCAAUCUGAUGUGGGCGUCGAUGUAUUUAAGAAUAAUCUUGGGGUAAUUGAACGUAGACAUCAUGUACUUAUUUCGGCAUUGGCAUCCCUGGCUGACAAUCUUACAUGAUUUUCAAGU
Molecule: messenger RNA, 1955 nt
Organism: Heterobasidion irregulare TC 32-1
Lineage: Eukaryota; Fungi; Basidiomycota; Agaricomycetes; Russulales; Bondarzewiaceae
Exons: 9
Coding region: 97-1707 (536 amino acids)
Biological process (GO): glycerol metabolic process; triglyceride metabolic process; glycerol-3-phosphate biosynthetic process
Cellular component (GO): mitochondrion
Molecular function (GO): glycerol kinase activity
Source: RefSeq, a predicted model, not a curated record